This is a messenger RNA of Fraxinus pennsylvanica, 1362 nucleotides long. Lineage: Eukaryota; Viridiplantae; Streptophyta; Magnoliopsida; Lamiales; Oleaceae. The record is from the annotation of a GenBank genome assembly.
AUGGGCUUCUUUCGGAAAGCCAUAGCAUCAAUUAAAUUCAGAGGGUUUAUCAAUAUUCUUGCUUUAUUUCUUUUUUGUUUAAACUUCUCUGUUUCUGAUGCUUAUGAUGCACUUGAUCCUAAUGGAAAUAUUACUGUUAAAUGGGAUGUUAUAAGCUGGACUUCAGAUGGAUACACUGCUGUUGUUACAAUCUUUAACUUUCAGAAAUAUCGACACAUUCAAGCUCCGGGAUGGAAAUUGGGUUGGACAUGGGCCAAGAAAGAAGUGGUUUGGAGAAUGGUUGGAGGUCAAACUACAGAGCAAGGAGAUUGUUCAAAAUUCAAAGGGGACAUCCCUCAUUGCUGUAAAAAGGAUCCCACUGUUGUGGAUUUGUUGCCUGGAACUCCUUAUAACCAACAGAUUGCAAAUUGUUGCAGAGGGGGCAUUAUAAGUUCUUGGGUCCAAGAUCGAGAAAAUGCUGUGAGUGCAUUCCAAAUAACUGUUGGUCAAGCUGGAACGAGCAAUAAAACUGUCCAAGUACCUGAGAACUUUACCCUGAAAGCACCAGGGCCGGGAUAUACUUGUGGACCUACUAAAAUUGUGAAGCAGAGCACAUUUAUAACGUCUGAUAAAAGAAGAGCAACUCAAGCUUUGAUGACGUGGAACAUUAGUUGCACGUAUUCACAAUUCUUGGCUCAAAAAGCACCCACCUGCUGCGUCUCACUCUCCUCCUUUUACAAUGACACGAUCGUGAAUUGUCCGGCUUGCACUUGUGGCUGUCGGAACAGUUUAAUACAAUCAGGGACCUGUGUAGAUUUGGAUUCUCCGCACUGGGCUUCGGCUCUUUCAAGUCCACGCAAGAACAGUGACACACCUCUCGUCCGGUGCACUAGCCAUAUGUGCCCUAUCCGUGUACAUUGGCACGUUAAGCUUAACUACAAAGAGUAUUGGCGGGUGAAAAUCACGAUCACUAAUUUUAACUACAGAAUGAACUAUACGCAGUGGAAUCUCGUUGCACAACAUCCCAACUUUGACAAUCUCACUCAGACAUUCAGCUUUAACUACAAGGCAUUAACACCAUAUGGUUCCAUAAAUGAUACAGCCAUGUUAUGGGGAGUCAAAUAUUAUAACGACUUACUCAUGGAAGCUGGUCCUUCUGGAAGUGUGCAAUCCGAGCUGCUAUUUCAGAAGGAGAAAACGACAUUUACUUUCAAAGAGGGAUGGGCGUUCCCACGCAGGAUAUACUUCAAUGGGGACAAUUGUGUCAUGCCGCCUCCAGAUGCUUACCCUUAUCUACCGAGUGCUAGUUCUCAAACGGUUAUUUCUAUGCGUAAUAUACUAACUAUUUUGACAUCUCUGGUUCUUUUACUGGCAUAUGACUAG